This is a messenger RNA of Oncorhynchus gorbuscha (pink salmon), 1779 nucleotides long. RefSeq lists its product as uncharacterized. Gene Ontology annotation, biological process: superoxide metabolic process. Gene Ontology annotation, molecular function: metal ion binding. NCBI's taxonomy places the organism in Eukaryota, Metazoa, Chordata, Actinopteri, Salmoniformes, Salmonidae. The transcript has 10 exons. The coding region runs from base 115 to 1440 and encodes 441 amino acids. The record is from RefSeq and is a predicted model, not a curated record.
CUCUCCAAAAAGCACAGCACCCUCCACCUGGGGACCCGAGUGGGUGGGGCGUCGGCCAAACACUUCUUCACGGAUACCACUUCCUGGUUGUCACUUCCCGCCAGGUCGGGCUCCAUGAUUGGUCGAUCGGUGGUGAUCCACAGUGCGGAGGGUGCCACCCCCAGGAUAGCCUGUGCUAACCUCACGGAGGUCCGGAUGCCCGCGGCGGUCUUGGGCCCCUGGCAUGGACCAGGGGUCUCUAGGGGCCAAAUCCGGUUCUCCCAGGCUUUCCCUCAGGGCCCAACCAUGAUGGACGUCUCCCUGGCUGGACUCAGCUCCAGGGCUGGGGGCUACCACGUCCACAUGCUGCCUAUCAGUACCACAGGAGAGCCCUGCUCGGACAACAACGUCAUGGACCACUUCAACCCCUUCUCCUGGAAUGUGUCUACUUCUCCUGCCCCGGGGUCAGGGACUGUGGAUGAGUAUGAGACCGGGGACAUCAGUGGGAAGUUCGGGAUGCUGACGGAUCAGAACCAGACACAGACUCAGUAUUUGGACGGGAAUAUGCCGAUGACAGGGCCGAACAGUAUAGUGGGGAGGUCAUUGGUGGUUCACUACACUAACGGAUCCAGGAUGCGGUGUGCUGACGUCUUAGCUGAGAAUGCAACAGAUGGACACUGGGUGUUUGCCAAGGCUGUCUUCAAAAGCACGGUGACGGGGACAGUCACACUGUCCCAGCAGACUUUUCUGGAUGGCAGCUACAGUGACAUCACUCUGGAGGUGGACGUGCGAGCGUCACAGGUGCUAGAUGUAACAGAGGUUCCCUGGACAAUCACUGGUAAAGGCUCUGAGUUGAACCACAACCAGUGUCCCGGUGUUUGGGACACAUUUAACCCCUUCAACAUGGAAGCUGGGAACUCCAGUUGUUCCCGUGACAAUGCUCUGAGUUGUGAGGUGGGAGAUCUGACGACCAGACAGGGGACAGUCAGCCUGACACACAGACAGCUUUACACCGACACCAGCAUACAACUGGCUGGGGACUACACAGUGGUCCACAGGUCCCUGGUCCUGAGGAGAGGCAGCGAUGUCUUGGCGUGUGCCAUCAUUCUUCCAGAAUCCCCCUGGGCAGAGCAGACCUUUCCCAACGUCAUGUCUUUCAGCAGAUAUGACUUCCGCAAUAGGGUGGCAGAGGUCCUAGAGGUGAACAUGUCCAGGGUCACCAUCCUUCCAGGGUCUCCUCUGGCCACAGUGGACGGACCGUGCCAGAAAGUCAGCUUCCUUGUCUCAGGGGAGGUGAGUACGGACAAGAUGAACUCUAUCAAAGACAGUGAGAAGAUGGGCAUCUUCAAGCAGACAGAAGGUUGCUCAAGAAGUUCUGGACAACUGCUGGAGCCUGGGAGAUAUCUGGUGAUGUUGACGAUAGCUGCAGCCUACUUCCUACACUCUCUGAUCCAGCAGUAGUUUAUACUGUAGAUCUAGGUUUGUAUCCCAAAUGACACCCUAUUCCCCAUAUAGUGCACUACUUCUGACCAGAGGACUUCAAAAAAAAUAUAUAUAUGUAUAUUUCACUUUUAUUUAACCAGGUAAGCCAGUUGAGAACAAGCUCUCAUUUACAAUUGCGACCUGGCCAAGUUAAAGCAAGGCAGUGCGACACAAGCAACUAAACAGAGUUACGCAUGGAAUAAACAAACGUACAGUCAAUAACACAAUAGAACAAAUCGAUAUACAUUGUGUGCAAAUGAGGUAAGAUUAGGGAGGUAAGGCAAUAAAUAGGCUGUAGUGGCGAAGUAAUUACAAUUU